Molecule: messenger RNA, 2762 nt
Organism: Paramecium sonneborni
Lineage: Eukaryota; Ciliophora; Oligohymenophorea; Peniculida; Parameciidae
Source: the annotation of a GenBank genome assembly
AUGUCAAACGAAGAAAAAAUUGAUUUACAAAUUCUUGGAAAAAUACGUCAUCUUAUUCCUUAUAAUUUUACCAUCGAGAGAAUUAAAAAACAUGAGGUACAAAAAAACAUAGGGUAAAUAUUAAUAAUCCAUCUUUUUUUAGUUUAGUUAAGAAAACUUAAUUAAAAUCUUCUAGAAGAUUUACUUUAGAGUAGAAUGAUUAAUAUGAUGAGUUCUGUGAUGUUUUAGAUUCAUUAACUUUUGGUAAUGAUUUACAAGUGAUUAAAUAAUUUGAUGAUUUUAAAGAGACAAUUAAACCUAAGAUUAUGAAAGGAUCUACUUUUGGUGUUGUUAAUGGAGUUGAAAGUAUUGAUUUGAAUUCGUUUUAAUCCAAAAAAGGUUGUUUUAAACCAAUUUAAGAUAAAACGAAUCUAAUCAUCUUUUGGGUAAUUUUGUAAAAUAUUAUAAUAGUCUUCUUAAGUACAAAAAUCAACAAGAGCACUUAAUUAUUUGAAUUCAUGGUUAAACUAAAAUUAGAAUUUAAAAUAGUAAAUUAAUCCAAUUGCAAUUUCUUUAGAUCGUGAUUUGAAUAGUAUAAAAGCAUACUCUAAAGAUAAUGAAGUAAAAGAAUUUUAACAUUAUCGAUUCAAUUUUGGUUGGGAUCCAACAAAUGAAUUCUAAAAAGCAUUAGAAUUGAAUUAUUUACCAAAAAUUGUUAUUGUUGGACAAGAUAAUUAUGUUGUAGAUGUGACAACUAAAUCUAAAAAAAUAGAAAAUAUAAUUCAAACAUAUUUAAAAUCAGAAAAAUAAAUUUAGGAAUCUGAAGAAGUUUAAGUACCUGAAGAACUUAUUGAAUAAGAAACAUAUAAAAAAAUUAAAACAACAUUGGUUUAAACUAUAGCAAAUUAAUUAUCUGAAAAUACACAAUUUGCUAAAAGUGAUUUUAUUAAACUAACAUUAAUAAAAAGUCAUUAAGUAUCUAAUGAUGGUUCAAAAGUACUUAUAUAAAGAAGUCAUUUAAAUAUUGCAUAUGAUGUUUCAGUUUAAUCAAAAGAAGCAAUACUAAAGUUUUUGAGUGAUCUUCAAACUUAAUUAGGAAAUGAUAAUGUUCAUAUUUAGAAAUAACUUUUAAAGGAUCCUAAAGGCAUAGUAGAUAAGAUAUCAAAUGCAUUUUAGGAUGCUUUGAAAUCAAAUCAUUAAGAAAUAUCAGAAUAUAUAAUUAAAACAGAAAGUUUUAAUUAUGUACAUGAAAAAGAAAUAUUUUAAUAAGAAGUUUCAUAAAUUAAUAAGAGAGGAAUAUUUAAUCUUACAUUUUAAUAAUAUGAAACUAUUUCUUCAUAAUUUUACUCUUAUUUAAAAUAAAAUCAAGAAGAAAUUGAUGAAAGUGAUGAAGAACAUGAUCAUGAUACAGAAUAAUAAUAAGAUAGAGAUUUUAUUUAGGGUCAUAUAAAUUAAUUAACUGAUUCUUUAAAAUCUGGAUUACAAUUAACUGUUGGUUAAUAAUUUUAAGCUAUAUAAAAUUAUCAUAAAUUUGGAAAAGAUUAAUCAGAAUCAAUUACACAUAAAGAAAAUGAAAUUUUAAUUGCCUUUUAUUGGACUGAUAAUAAAGAGAGUGAUAGACAAUUUCCAAAUAUAAUUAAGUUCUUAUUGGCCAAUGAAGAUUCAUUUAAAGAUAAAGUAAGAUUUGUAGCUUUAAGUCAACAUAAAUUUGAUCAUUAUGAGCAUUAUUUUGUAAAAAAUUAAGGUAUUGAAGAAGUUAUUGAUUUCUUUUUCCCAAGAUAAGAAAAUUAGGAAGAUUAAAUAUAAUAUCAAGUAAAAAAGUUUCCUUAUUUUAUAAUUGUUGAUAAGAUAGGAUCUAUAAGAUUAUUAUCAGAAACUUUAGAAGAUUUAGAGUCUUUAAUUUAGAAUUUGUUAGAGGAUUAAAUUAAUAAUCUAAAAUAAUUAGGUAAUUUAAAUGAUGAAUAAUAUAAUCAAAUUGUUUAAUUUUUGAAUUCGGAUGCAAGUAAAAAUCUUUCUUAACUUAAUAACAAAAGAUAAUUUUCUUUAAAUUUUAAUUUCAUUGAAAUUCAGCAAGGUGAAAAGAAAAAUAGACUUGCUCCAAUUUUAAAUUAUACAAUAAGAGAAGGUAGAGAAAAACAUUUUGAAGUAUUUCUAAAACUUCUUAAUAAAGUUUUUCAGAUUUAAAAAUUUUAGGUUAAUAAAACAACUUAGAUGACUUUAAAUUUUUUAUUUCCUGGAAAAGAUUGUAAAUUAUGUUAGAAUGAAUUAAAUGAAUAAACUCCUUAAUAUUUUAGUCCAUUUUCUAACGAAUUUUAUUGUGUAAAAUGUGCUGAAGUUUUUGAUUAAAAAGCAAUAGGAAAUAAUAAAUUAAGAGUAAAAGAUAAUCUAAUAUUUUUCAAUGCUCCUUUAGUUGAUAAAUCUGUAUUGAAUGAUAUUGAUGUAAAUAGAUUAGGAAAUAAUUUAAAAGUCAAGAGAGGAGAUCCAUAUUCUUAAAGACAUGCAAUAGAUUGUAAUGGUUGUGAUAAUGAGAUUAAAGGAUUCAGAUAUAUAGUUUUAAAUUGUUUAGCAGGUAGAUUAACAGAAAUGGUAAUAUUAAUAAAUUUAAUAGUGAUAAGGCUUUAGUAGAUUUCUGUUAAAAUUGCUUCAAUUAAAUAAGAUAAGGAGGAGGAGAAUUAGAGAAAAUUGUAAAGAGAACUUCAAUGUAUGGUUACAAUCCAUCGAUGCUACUGUUAAGAAUUCCAUUCUAUAUGGGAUAUUAUGAGUAUUGAUUUGUUAGAAAUGGU